AUGUGUGACGUUGUUUUAGGAGCCCAAUGGGGUGAUGAAGGAAAAGGAAAAUUAGUCGACUUGUUAUGUGACGACAUCGAUGUUUGUGCUAGAUGUCAAGGAGGUAACAAUGCAGGACACACCAUUGUUGUUGAUGGUAAGAAAUUUGACUUUCACAUGUUACCUAGUGGACUAGUUAAUCCCAAGUGUGAAAAUGUCAUUGGAUCUGGAGUUGUUGUUCAUGUUCCAUCAUUUUUCCAAGAGUUACAAAACUUGGAAGUUAAAGGCUUAGAUUGUCGCGGUCGUUUAUUCGUUAGUUCUAGAGCUCAUUUGGUUUUCGAUUUCCACCAAAGAACUGAUAAAUUGAAGGAGGCGGAAUUGUCGGAAAACAAAAAGUCCAUUGGUACUACUGGUAAAGGUAUUGGCCCUACUUAUUCUACUAAAGCUUCAAGAUCAGGUAUCAGAGUUCAUCAUUUGGUUAACCCUGAACCAAAAGCAUGGGACGAGUUCAAGACUAGAUAUAUGAGAUUAGUCGAAUCAAGAAUGAAGAGAUAUGGUGAAUUUGAUUAUGACUAUGAAGAAGAAUUGGCCAGAUAUGCCAAGUAUAGAGAAGAGUUGAGACCUUUUGUGGUUGACACUGUUGAAUACAUGCAUAAUGCCAUUGCUGACAAGAAGAAGAUUUUAAUUGAAGGUGCCAAUGCUUUGAUGUUGGACAUUGAUUUUGGUACUUAUCCAUACGUUACUUCUUCUUCCACCGGUAUUGGUGGUGUGUUGACUGGAUUGGGAAUCCCACCAAAAACCAUUAGAAACAUUUAUGGUGUUGUCAAGGCAUACACUACUAGAGUUGGUGAAGGUCCAUUCCCCACUGAACAAUUGAACUCUGUUGGUGAAACUUUGCAGGAUGUCGGUGCCGAAUAUGGUGUCACCACCGGAAGAAAAAGAAGAUGCGGUUGGUUAGAUUUGGUUGUAUUGAGACAUUCAACUUUAAUCAAUGGUUACACUUCGUUAAACAUUACUAAAUUGGAUGUUUUGGACAAGUUUAAGGAAAUUAAAGUGGGUGUGGCUUAUAAAUUGAAUGGUAAAGAAUUAAAGAGUUUCCCUGAAGAUUUGAUUGAUUUAGGCAAUGUCGAAGUUGUUUAUGAAACAUUACCUGGUUGGGAAACUGAUAUCACCAAGAUUAAGAAUUAUGACGAUUUACCAGAAAAUGCCAAAAAAUAUCUUGAUUUUAUUGAAAAGUAUCUUCAAGUGCCAAUUCAGUGGGUUGGUACUGGCCCAGCAAGAGAUUCAAUGUUGGUCAAACAACACUAA
Lodderomyces margitis is the source of this 1287-nucleotide messenger RNA. It is a transcript of the gene ADE12, whose product is annotated as adenylosuccinate synthase. Lineage: Eukaryota; Fungi; Ascomycota; Pichiomycetes; Serinales; Debaryomycetaceae. Gene Ontology annotation, cellular component: cytoplasm. Gene Ontology annotation, biological process: IMP metabolic process; 'de novo' AMP biosynthetic process. The transcript has a single exon. Gene Ontology annotation, molecular function: adenylosuccinate synthase activity; GTP binding. Bases 1 to 1287 code for a protein of 428 amino acids. The record is from RefSeq and is a predicted model, not a curated record.